This is a messenger RNA of Oncorhynchus mykiss (rainbow trout), 936 nucleotides long. The record is from RefSeq and is a predicted model, not a curated record. Lineage: Eukaryota; Metazoa; Chordata; Actinopteri; Salmoniformes; Salmonidae.
GAUCACUCAGUCUGUGCAAAUGAAGGUCUUCUGUCCUCUGCUGCUCCCCCGCAGUGCGCAUCCCCUGCAGAGUCUGUUGGAGUUCUGCCAUGGGAGCUUUUACACCUGCUGAAUGAUCCACUGUUCAGUUGACAGUGAUGUCACGGCUUUGCUACAGUGUCUUGGCGGCUGAUUUGAGUAUAGCCUAGACAGUGCUUGUGCACCUGCUGCUGUGCCUCGUCAUAUUCUACUCUCUCUACUACAUGAUUGGGAGUGUGUGUUUCGGCGCGUUCAGGUGCGACACUUUUAUUUUCCUCUCUCUGCGUGCACGUGUGGUUAUUGGGUUGGAUCACUUUGAUGGACUUAUUCCCUUUGACUUUAAGACUGAACCAACCAAUUUGGAGUCCAACUCCAAAUACCUGGUGAACCUGCUGUCCAUGGAGUUGACCUAUUUCUGCAGUGGUCUGCUGUUUGCAGCCGUGGUGAGGAGAUGGGUCUGGGACUACGCUCUCACAGUCACAUUACUGCACGUACUGCUCACCAGCCUGGUGAUGUUGGAGUUUCCCUUGGUAUGGCAGUGGUGGCUGGCCCUUGGCAGCGGGUUGUUUCUGAUGAUCUGUAACGGUCAGCUGAUAGCUUACUUCACCUGCCAGAGUGACCAGAGUUACCCCACCUUCAACAGCUACUGAGUACACACACACACUGACUAGAGUUCUUUGCAGUGAGUCCGGUGGAAAUGGAGGGAAACCAAAUGUUCCUGUUUGAUUGUUGCACUUGGUGUCUGGGAAGCCGGUCCAACAGAAACAAAUUGAGCCAAGUGAUUCUCCAAUGAGCAAGCUUGAGUCCAGGAAACAGCUCUUAUGUCAUAUCUGUAGUAUGUAAUUGAAUGUUAAUCUUAUGUCAGACAAUAUUAAUCAUGUAAUUUAUCUUAGAAGUAUUAAACCAGCUGUAACCUCA